Molecule: messenger RNA, 1653 nt
Organism: Stegostoma tigrinum
Lineage: Eukaryota; Metazoa; Chordata; Chondrichthyes; Orectolobiformes; Stegostomatidae
Product: succinate receptor 1-like
Exons: 6
Biological process (GO): G protein-coupled receptor signaling pathway
Cellular component (GO): plasma membrane
Molecular function (GO): G protein-coupled receptor activity
Source: RefSeq, a predicted model, not a curated record
AUGUCGCUGCGCUCCCCAUCCACCGCUGCCAGCACCCGACCCUACUAUCAACGACGUUGCCAAUACUCAGGUGCCACCUUUGGCCACUGGGCCUACCUUGCCAAUGUCGCCUCUGCCAAUGUAGCAGCCAUCAAUUCCAAUGCUAGGCCCCGUGAUCACCCUGGAAAAGUAAGUAUGGGCUCACUGGCCACUGCCAAAAUGCCCACACACGGCCCACUCUUGACCGCCAUGAGAUCCACGCUGGGCCCACUUGAGUCUGUGCUGGGAUUCCUUGCUGUCGCUGAUGCAAAGGCUGUGUUUGCUUCAUCAUUUCUGCACAAGGGAACAGAGAAAGCUGAGUUGCUUAUAUGGAACUCUGAAACCACUGAAAGGCAAGCACUGUCAGUCUGGAGCUGCCUGGAACAGCUCCUAGCAUUUGGCCUGGACAUGGCAGGCUGGGCACAGAGACUAGAACUGCUCUGCUCCAGUGACGUGUACAAAAUGCAAGCUCACAUUCUAGUGCAGUACCGAAGGAGUGCUGCACUGCCAGAGAGGGUAGCUAAGCAGCAACAGCAUUGCUGUGGGCUCCGAUGGAUGUUAUCCAGAGCCUAUGGAAUAGGAAGUCUGGGGAAGAGCCAGAAUGUGACUGUGGAAAUGAAUAAGACAUGUUUGGACAUUAAUCCUCAGCUGGAGAAGUAUUACCUUCCAACAUUGUACGCAAUAGAGUUCAUUUUAGGACUGGUCGGUAACCUUUCUGUGAUAUGGGGCUACAUAUUCUGUCUGAAGGAAUGGAAGUGCAGCAACAUCUACCUUUUCAAUCUUUCGAUCACGGACCUGGCUUUCAUUUGUACCCUUCCCAUGCUCAUCAUCUACUAUGCCAAAGGCAAUAAGUGGGUUUUUGGUCAGGUCACGUGUAUAUUAAAUAGAUACAUCCUUCACGCUAACAUGUAUACAAGUAUCUUGUUUCUCACUUGCAUCAGCAUCGAUCGUUACCUCCUUGUGGUAAGCCCAUUGAAGCUUCACUGGUUUCAGAAAAAGUUCAAUGCUGUUAUAAUCUGCCUCAGCAUCUGGGUUUUUGUAACACUGGAGUUGGUGCCUAUAUUCAUUUUUAUUGAUGGUCAGAUAAUCAACAGCACAGACGAUGAGUCCUCCUUCCAGUGUUUGGAUUAUGCCAGCUCGGGAAAUGCCUCCCAGAGUCUGAUUUACAGCUUGUGCCUCACAGUUUCUGGUUUUCUCUUACCUCUCUGCGUCAUGUUUUUCUCCUAUUUCCAAACUGCACGCAGCCUUAAGAAACUAAUGCAACAGCGCACCAAGGUUCAGGCAGAAAAGCCGCUUGCCUUGGUCGUGUUGGCCAUUGUCAUUUUCUUAGUAUUCUUCACUCCUUAUCACAUAAUGCGCAACAUUCGCAUUGCUUCCCGAGUGGAGACCAGCACCAUGUCAGAGUGUAGGAAAUUAGCUGUAAAGGCUCUGUACGCCAUCUCAAGGCCCCUGGCUUUCCUCAACUCCAUUACAAACCCGAUUUUCUACUUCAUUUUGGGGGACACAUUCAGGGAGCAGUUCCUCAACAAACUGAAGAGCAUCUUCUGGGGAAAGUCUGAGGUAUCCCAUCAGAAAGAGGACAGUUCCACAAGGUCGACCGGUUUAAACAAAUGCUGAGGCUCAAUAAUUCUGUAA